AUGAUGAACGUUUACGAUAGUGUUGUAAGAGGUACACAAGCUAGUCGGUUAAUACUUAUUGAAGAUUCAUUUUUAGCCAAAGGACAGUUUCUAUUACAUCUUAUAUCUGCAAAUCGUAAAUCUUACGACAUCCAUGUACUUUGUUAUAAAAAUUUAGUGUCCCAAUAUCAAACUUUAUUUCCCUCCUUGUCUAAUAUUCAAUACCAUGAUUGUUUGAUUAAUAUUUCGUCUUUAAAUUUAAGUAUGUAUAAAAUUGUUUCAUGUAUAGUUGAAAAAUCAACCAGAAAAAUAGUCAUUUUGAUUGAUUCGUUGUCUAUGUAUUUACUUUUAACUGGCUUCAGGAAAGUGUAUAAAGAAUUAUUGGAUAUUACAUCGUCAGAUAAAUUUCCGAAAGAUGUUCAAUUUGUGGUAGUGGUACACAAAGAUAGUAGUAACAAUCCGUUAAUUUUAAAUCUAAUAUUAGAACAUAAAAGGUCAAAUGGUAAAUGUGUAGUUCAGAAAUUAAAAGGAGAAUUAAAAUCUGAUAGUACAUUUAAACUAAUAAAUGACUUGCCACCACCGAAAAUUGAAGAGGAUAAAGGUAUACCAACAAAUUUAGCUAGUUUUCAAUUAGAUUUACAAGACAGUGAGAAGAAAGCCAAGGAAGAAUUAAUUUUACCAUAUACUCUAGUGCAAAUUCCAUCCAAUACUGGUGGAAUGAUUCAUUAUGUUCCAGAUGAAGCAGAUGACUGGGAUGAAGAAGAUCCGGACGAUGACUUAGAAAUAUAG
Macrosiphum euphorbiae (potato aphid) is the source of this 768-nucleotide messenger RNA. The record is from the annotation of a GenBank genome assembly. NCBI's taxonomy places the organism in Eukaryota, Metazoa, Arthropoda, Insecta, Hemiptera, Aphididae.